Messenger RNA from Pseudozyma hubeiensis SY62, 927 nucleotides. RefSeq names its product DNA lyase. Lineage: Eukaryota; Fungi; Basidiomycota; Ustilaginomycetes; Ustilaginales; Ustilaginaceae. The transcript has a single exon. Bases 1 to 927 code for a protein of 308 amino acids. The record is from RefSeq and is a predicted model, not a curated record. Gene Ontology annotation, molecular function: catalytic activity.
AUGCACGGACUUGAGGUCUUGCGAGCGGCUUUGCUUACAUGCGUAGGACGACAACCGACUGCCCACCUCAUUACGACCAGCCUGGAACCUAAGGUGAUUAGUGUUAUGCUCAACCUGUUCAUCGCCCUGCGCUCAACUGCUCCAUCUCUGUCUUCGAACCUCGUUCGCCGUGCUAAUCCGACUUUUACCUGGGCACUACGACCAUCUUCCACACCGAAACGAAGCACGAUGGCGCCGGCGACAACUCCGACAAGAACAGUAGCUCGACGAGCUUCGAGUCGCAGUGCGGCCGAAAGCCCGGCGGCAUCAUCUUCCACCACAUCGCCGGUCAAGCCGAAGCGGAAGGCAUCCGAGUCGUCGUCGUCUCGAGCGAAAGAGGCGACCGAGGAUGAUUCCGCAGCGAAAGAUGAGCUCGCCGCUUCGGAAGCCGCGACGCCAGCGAAAAAGCCGCGCAAGAAGACGGUAUCUGACUCGGACUCGCCGAGCGCUCCCAAGUCAGAGGACACGACGGCGGAUCCUAGCUUGCCCAAGAACACCGAGAUGCCAGCAAGCCUCUCGUAUGCCCGCCCGUCAGCACCUGGCAGCGUUCGCAUCACAUCGUGGAACAUCACCAGUCUCAAGUCAAGCGAGCCAAAGGGCAUGAUGCGCUACCUCGAAGCAGAAGAUGCCGAUAUCGUGGUGCUCUCCGAGACAAAGGUCAACGAUGCACCAAUGCAUCCCGGUCUCACCAAGAUUUACAAGCAUCAAUACUGGGGUAUCGGCAAGCAGAAAGGCUAUGCUGGUCUGGCCAUCCUCUCCAAGAUUCAACCCGUCAAGGCUGUCUACGGCCUACCUGGUCUCAAAGAGCAAGAUACCAAGGGUCGCAUCGGUGAGUUCUUCGUGCUUCGUGCUGUACUAAUGCUUCUGCUUCUUUCGUGUCGUAGCUGA